Rattus rattus (black rat) is the source of this 10190-nucleotide messenger RNA. RefSeq names its product suppressor of glucose, autophagy associated 1 (gene Mtcl2). Lineage: Eukaryota; Metazoa; Chordata; Mammalia; Rodentia; Muridae. Gene Ontology annotation, biological process: insulin receptor signaling pathway; regulation of autophagy. The record is from RefSeq and is a predicted model, not a curated record.
GUCCGGGCGCGCCGGGGGCGCGGCGAGGCGGAGGGGCGGGUACCGGGCGGAGCCGGAGUCGGAGUCGCGGCGCCUGGAGGAGAUCGGGCCGCGCGCUGCGAGCACCGAGUGGCGGAGAGGCCGCGCGGCGUGGGGCAGGGCCCGAGCGCAGCCCCCGGACGCAGGAGACCGGAGCGCAGUCGCGGCCUGAGCGGCGGGAGUGCAUCCGAGAGCCGCCGCAGGGACACCCAGGCCGGCCGCUCCAGGGCCAUGCGCGCCGCUCGCUGAGACCCGGGGAGGCCGCGAUGGAGGCGCCAGCGGGAGAGUCUUCGGCGCGAGGCUACGGCCCCCCGCCUGCGCCCGCGCCCGCCGCGGAAAGGAAGAAGAGCCACCGCGCGCCAUCGCCAGCCCGGCCCAAGGACGUGGCCGGCUGGUCCCUAGCCAAAGGCCGCCGCGGCACAGGCCCGGGUGCCGCUACAGCCUGUGGCACGGCGUCUUCGGCGAGACCGGACAAGAAGGGGCGCGCUGUGGCUCCCGGUGCCCGGGGCGCAGGGCCGCGGGUGGCCGGGGUGCGCACGGGGGUCCGCGCCAAGGGCCGCCCUCGUCCGGGUAACGGGCCCCGCCCGCCGCCGCCGCCGCCCAGCCUCACGGACAGCAGCUCCGAGGUGUCGGACUGCGCGUCGGAGGAGGCGCGCCUGCUGGGCCUGGAGCUGGCGCUGAGCAGCGACGCCGAGUCUGCCGCGGGCGGCCCGGCGGGGACCCGCACUGGGCAGGCGCCCCAGCCCGCGCCGUCGGGGCAGCAGCCUCCGCGGCCGGCCGCCUCCCCGGAUGAGCCGUCGGUGGCCGCAUCGUCGGUGGGCAGCAGCCGCUUGCUCAGCGCCUCGCUAGCCUUCUCCGACCUCACCGAAGAGAUGCUGGACUGUGGAACUGGAAGCUUGAUGCGGGAGCUGGAAGAGCUGCGUUCUGAGAACGACUAUCUCAAGGAUGAGAUCGAGGAGCUACGGGCUGAGAUGCUGGAGAUGCGGGAUGUCUACAUGGAGGAAGACGUGUACCAGCUGCAGGAGUUACGGCAGCAGCUGGACCAAGCCAGCAAGACCUGUCGCAUCCUGCAGUACCGACUUCGUAAAGCCGAGCGCCGCAGCCUCCGGGCUGCCCAGACAGGCCAGGUUGACGGUGAACUCAUCCGCGGUCUAGAACAGGACGUCAAGGUCUCCAAGGACAUCUCCAUGCGGCUUCACAAGGAGUUGGAGGUGGUGGAGAAGAAGCGGAUGAGGCUGGAGGAGGAGAACGAGGGGCUUCGACAGAGGCUCAUUGAGACAGAGCUGGCCAAGCAGGUGCUGCAGACAGAGCUGGAUCGUCCCAGAGAGCAUUCCUUGAAGAAAAGAGGGACCCGAUCUCUGGGGAAGACUGAUAAGAAGCCUACUGCACAGGAGGAUAGUGCUGACCUGAAGUGCCAGCUGCAUUUUGCAAAGGAGGAGUCGGCCCUCAUGUGCAAGAAACUCACCAAGUUGGCUAAGGAGAACGACAGUAUGAAGGAGGAGCUGCUCAAGUACCGCUCUCUCUAUGGGGACCUGGAUGCAGCCUUGUCCGCAGAGGAGCUGGCGGACGCUCCGCACUCCCGUGAGACUGAGCUGAAGGUGCACCUGAAGCUGGUGGAGGAGGAGGCCAAUCUGCUGAGCCGACGCAUCGUGGAGCUGGAGGUGGAGAACCGGGGCCUGCGAGCUGAGAUGGACGAUAUGAAGGACCACGGGGGUGGUGGAGGUCCCGAGGCCCGGCUGUCCUUCUCUUCUCUGGGUGGUGAGUGCGGGGAGAGCCUAGCCGAGCUGCGGCGACAUCUGCAGUUCGUGGAAGAGGAGGCUGAGCUGCUGCGGCGCUCCUCUGCCGAGUUGGAGGACCAGAACAAGUUGCUGCUGAACGAGCUGGCCAAAUAUCGCUCGGAGCACGAGUUGGACGUGACGCUGUCGGAGGACAGCUGCUCCGUGCUCAGCGAGCCUUCGCAGGAGGAGCUGGCAGCCGCCAAGCUGCAGAUCGGCGAGCUCAGCGGCAAGGUCAAGAAGCUGCAGUAUGAGAACCGCGUGCUCCUCUCCAACCUGCAGCGCUGUGACCUGGCCUCCUGCCAGAGCACACGCCCCAUGCUGGAGACCGAUGCCGAGGCUGGGGACUCAGCGCAGUGCGUGCCUGCCCCUCUGGGUGAAACUCUGGAGCCCCACGCAGGCCGGCUUUGUAGAGCCCGCGAGGCCGAGGCACUGCCCGGCCUACGGGAGCAGGCUGCCUUGGUCAGCAAGGCCAUCGACGUCUUAGUGGCUGAUGCCAAUGGCUUCUCAGUUGGCCUCCGCCUAUGCCUGGACAAUGAGUGUGCUGACUUGCGAUUGCAUGAGGCACCUGACAACAGCGAGGGCCCCAGGGAUGCUAAGCUUAUCCAUGCCAUCCUGGUGCGUCUGAGUGUCUUGCAACAGGAGCUGAAUGCCUUCACCCGCAAGGCAGAUGUGGCCUUGGGAAGUUCUGGCAAGGAGCAGCCUGAACCCUUCCCUGCUCUGCCCGCCUUAGGCUCCCAGGGGCCCGCUAAGGAGAUCAUGCUGUCCAAAGACCUUGGCUCUGACUUCCAGCCGCCUGACUUCAGAGACCUGCUGGAAUGGGAGCCUAGGAUCCGAGAGGCCUUCCGUGCUGGUGACUUGGAGUCCAAGCCUGACCCUAGUCGGAACUUCAGGCCUUACCGAGCUGAAGAUAAUGAUUCCUAUGCCUCUGAGAUCAAGGAGCUUCAGCUGGUCCUGGCCGAGGCCCACGACAGCCUCAGGGGCUUGCAGGAGCAGCUGUCCCAGGAGCGGCAACUGCGGAAGGAGGAGGCUGACAGCUUCAACCAGAAAAUGGUCCAGCUGAAAGAAGACCAGCAGAGGGCGCUGCUGAGGCGGGAGUUUGAGCUCCAGAGUCUGAGCCUCCAGAGACGACUGGAGCAGAAGUUCUGGAGCCAAGAAAAGAACAUACUGGUGCAGGAGUCCCAGCAGUUCAAGCACAACUUCCUGCUGCUCUUCAUGAAGCUCCGGUGGUUCCUCAAGCGCUGGCGGCAGGGCAAGGUUCUGCCCAGCGAGGAGGAUGACUUCCUGGAGGUGAACAGCAUGAAGGAGCUGUACCUGCUGAUGGAGGAAGAGGAGAUGAACGCCCAGCACGCGGAUAACAAGGCCUGCACAGGGGACAGCUGGCCCCAGAACACGCCUAAUGAGUACAUCAAGACCCUGGCCGACAUGAAGGUCACACUGAAGGAGCUGUGCUGGCUGCUCCGGGACGAGCGUCGGGGUCUGACUGAACUUCAGCAGCAGUUUGCAAAGGCCAAGGCCACUUGGGAGACAGAGCGGGCAGAGCUCAAGGGCCACGCCUCACAAAUGGAGCUGAAGGCUGGGAAGGGUGCCAGCGAGAGGCCCGGGCCCGACUGGAAGGCUGCACUGCAGAGAGAGCGGGAAGAACAGCAGCACCUCCUGGCAGAGUCCUACAGUGCCGUCAUGGAGCUGACGAGGCAGCUGCAGAUGAGCGAGCGCCACUGGAGCCAAGAGAAGCUGCAGCUGGUGGAGCGGCUGCAGGGAGAGAAGCAGCAGGUGGAGCAGCAAGUGAAGGAGCUGCAGAACCGACUCAGUCAGCUGCAGAAGGCUGCCGAGCCCUGGGUCCUGAAGCACUCAGAUCUGGAGAAGCAAGACAACAGCUGGAAAGAGGCACGAAGUGAGAAGACCCACGACAAGGAGGGUGUUUCUGAAGCUGAGCUUGUGGGAACCGGCUUAAAGAGGACCAAAUCGGUCUCCUCCAUGUCUGAGUUUGAAAGUUUGCUCGACUGUUCCCCAUACCUUGCUGGCGGAGAUGCCCGGAACAAGAAGCUGCCCAGCAGCCCUGCUUUUGCCUUCGUGAGUGCUGAGCCUGUAGAGCCUGAGAAAGAUGCCAAGGAAAAGCCCGUGCUUCCCGCCCGGGACUGUAGCCACAUGGGUAGCCUGGCGUGUCAGGAGCCUGCAGGGAGACAGAUGCAACGCAGCUACACUGCUCCAGACAAGACGGGAAUACGUGUCUACUAUAGUCCCCCAGUGGCCCGGCGCUUGGGUGUCCCUGUGGUACAUGACAAGGAGGGCAAGAUCCUCAUCGAGCCGGGCUUCCUCUUCACCACAGCCAAGCCCAAGGAGUCAGCAGAGGCUGACCGGCUGGCUGAGAGCUCCUAUAGCCGGUGGCUUUGCAAUUUCUCCCGGCAGCGGCUGGAUGGAGGAUCCGGGGCCAGCACCUCGGGUUCCGGGCCUGCUUUCCCCGCAGCCUUGCAUGACUUUGAGAUGUCGGGCAAUAUGAGUGACGACAUGAAGGAAAUCACCAACUGCGUGCGGCAGGCCAUGCGCUCCGGCUCCCUGGAGAGGAAGGUCAAGAGCACAUCCAGCCAGACAGUGGGUCUGGCCACCGUAGGCACGCAGACCAUUCGGACGGUCAGUGUAGGUCUGCAGACCGACCCACCCCGCAGCAGCCUCCAUAGCAAGAGCUGGUCACCCCGAAGCUCCUCACUCGUGUCUGUGCGCAGCAAGCAGAUCUCUUCCUCCCUGGACAAGGUCCAUUCCCGCAUCGAGCGGCCGUGUUGCUCGCCUAAGUAUGGCUCACCCAAGCUCCAGAGGCGAUCGGUGUCCAAGCUGGACAGCACCAAGGACCGUAGCCUGUGGAACCUGCACCAGGGCAAACAGAACGGCUCGGCCUGGGCUCGCUCCACCACCACACGGGAUAGCCCAGUACUGAGGAACAUCAACGAUGGGCUGUCCAGCCUCUUUAGCGUGGUGGAGCACUCAGGGAGCACGGAGUCUGUGUGGAAACUGGGCAUGUCUGAGGCCCGAACCAAGCCUGAGCCUCCCAAGUAUGGCAUUGUUCAGGAGUUCUUCCGGAAUGUGUGUGGCCGGGCACCGAGCCCCACGACUGCCGCAGGCGAGGAGAGCUCCAAGAAACCAGAGCCCCUUUCGCCAGCCAGCUACCAUCAACCUGACGGUGUAGCCAGGAUCCUGAAUAAGAAGGCAGCCAAGGCAGGUGGUAGCGAAGAGGUCAGACCCACCAUGCUGUCCCAGGUGGGGAAGGACGGUGCCCUUCGGGAUGGAGAUGGAUCCUUAAUCCUUCCCAGUGAGGAUGCUGUCUGUGACUGUAGUGCCCAGUCGCUUGCCUCCUGCUUCAUCCGCCCAUCCCGAAACACCAUCCGACACUCUCCUUCCAAGUGCAGGCUGCACCCUUCAGAGUCAAGCUGGGGUGGGGAGGAGAGGGCAGCUCCCCAGUGAGGCACAAAGCAGCCAAGCUCCCGCUUCAAGCAGCCCAGACCCUGGAGAUGAGACAAGGGGUCAUGUCCUCAGCCUCAAUCCAUCCAGGAGGAACAGCAGCUGUGCCACUGCCAGGGAAGAGCUUUCACAUUAAGGUAAAGCACAGUGUCUUGCUGACUGCUGGGAAGUGACCUCUGAUUUCCAGGGCAAGGCAGUGAGCAAGGAGAAAGACUAAACCUGGGUGACCAGAACUGGGCCUCGAAAGCACCUGAAGAGCUUAGCAAGUCAGCUCUGGAUCCUCAAGGGGGCCUGGUACCACCCAUACCACGUCUUAGAAGGAUCCAGAAAAAGAGACAUUUCUGGCCAGGCUCUAGGAACAGGGCUGGCAGAGAUGCUCCCUACUGACCACAUGUGGAGGAGAAGCCACUGCGAGGAUUCCACUCUGCUUAGGGCCCAGCUCGAGGCUCUCAGAAGAGCUGGGCCUGGGUGUGACUGUCACUUCUUGCCCCCUCCUCUCAUCCCUGCUGCUCUGGUUGCUAGGCCUUCUUGGAGUAGGGAAGGGGGACAUGAUAGAGCAGAAUUCAGGGCCAAGUCCACUUGGAAUCCUGGAGCCCUGGAUCCCCCUGCCUGUGCCCACAUGUAGCAAGAACCAGGAGGCAGGUAGGAGUACGUAAGGUUCAGAGUAGCGGGCCAGAAGUGCCAACUCCUUUGUCCUAGGGACUUGAAGGUCCAACUUCCGUAGGAGACUCGAUGAGAACAGAAAAGGGUAGCACCCAUCUCGACGGCUGAGGUAAAUGCCUACAUGCCAUGCCCUCCUCCCUAGGGCCUCUUUCUUGGUAGCGGGGAUGGGUACCACAAUCUUGCAGCAGGCAGAGGGCAGAAAGGCUCCCUGGGAGAGACUGUUAGUUCAGACCAGAGAGAGCACCAAGAGGCCAGUGUCCCGGGACACAGCCCCAGACAAGGGCCUACAUUGUUUAUUGACUAGAUUGUUUAUUUGAAUUUUUCAUACUAUAAAUAUUUAAGGUGAUUUACUUUAUUUUAAUAAUUUAACUUAUCCCCUCCCACCUCCUCAGAGCCCCUAAGGUAAUUUAUUAGAGGUAUUCUUGCCUCUGGGACAGUGUGGGGCUUGUGACACCAUGGAGUCCUCCAUGUGGCUGAGGCAGCUCAGCACCAGACUCAGGUCUCCUGGUUUUGUCAGAAGGGCCCUCGGCAGAGCAGGGGCUCUGCACCUUGUUCCUCCAAUACCACCGGCCGUUUAGUCUCAGAGUGCUACACUUUCCUCAUCGCCUGGUACUUGGCCCGGCCUCCACAGGCCAGACUGUAAAUGCUUCAGACCAACGGCAGGCCAGAAUGAUGUCCUCACUCCCCAGACAUCACCCAUGAUCCUUUUCAUCCCGUCCUUCCCUCCAACACCUCUUCUCAUGAGUCAAACAGAUGACUGCAGCUCUGUUCCGAGCACAGUGACCCUCCCACGUUCCCGAAGUUAAGAACUCGUAGGAAAACAGGACGGGACUUGUAGAAUGUUGUCUAUUGCAGCUUUGCACAUGGAUCUGAGAGUGUCUACCAGCCUGCCAGCCUGUUCACCAGCCCUUCUCUUAGCCUUAUAGCCACUCAUGGCUCCUCAAACCCAAGCUCUACUGCCUGUCCUUCCUGCACCCCUAGGAGUCGUCUGAACCACACCAGUAUAACUCAACUGCAGUAUGGGGAGGGCUCACAUGCCUCCCCUUGGUGCCAAGGAACCAGUGUCAGUUGUACACGUGCGAUGCACCGCCCUCCUGUUCCUGGCCGGGGACCGGGAUUCAUCCAGGGAUGGAUUAGCUUUUGUGCAGAGGUCCCCUCGGAAAGGCAGAGAGCCAGCUGCAUAGCUGGUUUGCUCCAGGACUAGGGAGCUGCCUCUACACUCCCACCUACCUGUACCCGGGCUAUCUUCUUAGAAACACCUGGGCCAGUUACCCAAAGCCCCUCGACCCCAUUCCCUAUGGGCAGUUUAUCAGGGUCAGUGCUUUCCAGCAGCUGUUGACUCAUGCCCAGUACCUUGUGUGGGCAUAGUCAGCAGACCAGUGGACCGUGGGCCAGGUCCCUCCAGGAUGCUACUGCUCUCCUCUAAGAGGUCAGAGGCCCCUUUAACGUUAUUUCUAACUGAGGGGACCACACCAGGCCACAAGCCACCAGAGGCCUUCUGCCACCUCCCAGAGCUGCUGAGAGCUUGGGAGGCUUGGAGAAAAGUCCCCGUAGUCCUGAACCUCAGGGCUUAGGGGCUCUUCAGCCUUACCACCGUCUCCGUAUGGGUUGUGCAUUUCCACUGUCUCAGCACCUGGCUCCUGUGGCCCCCCCAACAGGUGUUGCAAGCUCCAGGUCUUGUUUUUCAGUCCCCGUUUCUAAUUCUUGCUUGCCACCGUGCAAGGCCGCUUGUCACUGUCCCUGUGGAAGCCUCUGGACAUAGGGCUCGAUGGGGUUGAAAAUGUUCCGUGUAAAUAUUGGUUUGGUUUGAUCUUUAGCAUUUUACUUGGUAACUGGUUCUGUUUUCUUUGGGGGUGGGUUGGAAGGGUUGGUUUGUAAAUCUCUCUACUCUUUUGAAAUGUAAUUUCUAAGUUUGUUUGUUUCUUCAAAAUGCCUUUUAUGUCUUGGUAACAUUCCCAAAGCAGAAAACUGCCUGGCUUCCAUGGGGCAUGCCCCUUGAGGCCUGGAGGGUCAUGGGAAGGAGCUCUGCCCUUCUUCCUGCCUGUGUUCUCUCUAUACACCUCUUCUUUCCUCUUCUUCCUCUUUCUCUUCUUCCUCCUCCCUACCUCCUCCUCCUCCUCCUCCUCCUCCUCCUCCUCCUCCUGUUCCUUCUUCAGCUUCUACUCUACUUCCCGAACCAAUGUCCCAAGGAGCCCUGGGAUCCCAUCCUCUAAAAGAUUGCCUGGCUUGUGCCCACAGGGUUGACACAACUUGGCUGGGGGCAUGAGGGUGAGUUAAGUUACAUGAGUGAAACCAAACUAUGUCUCACCUCUUCCCAGGGCUAAACCAAAUGAGAGCAUUUCAGAGGCAGUGGUGACUGCUGUUGAAAUGAGAGUCAGAGCCCUUUUGGGCCCCUGACUGAACAAGGCCUCAGCAUCCCUUCCCCUUUGCCCCGUAGCCUUCCUCCCAGUCCUUCUCCCACCAAGGCUGACCUCUAGAGAUCUUGUUCUUUAGGAGCUCCGAUUGGGCCAUGUCUCUUGGCCUCUCCGGGGACAUUCAUUUACCAGCUGGCCUCCGGUGACAAAACUGAGUACUUGAAAGACUUGACCUUCUUGGCAUCACCAUGCUGCGCUAUGUAUCUUUCAUAGUCACAUCUGCCUCUCAGCUUUGUCCCUUCCCCAGGCUUCUUACCACUCACCCAGAGUUCCAGCCUCAGUUGCUCACUGCCUCCCUCUCCCUCCUCACUGCAAUAGCAAACAUCCCUCCAACCGUCCUCCCUGGAGCACUGUAUUGUUUAGAGGUCACAGCACCAUCUCCUCUUCCCUCCUUAGUCUCUCAAGGGCAACUCUUGAGGGGCAGUUUUGACAGGACAGGGCUUAGUGUUCUCAUUCUACAAAGGAGUAAACAGGUUUUUGCCCUGGAGCCCUGAACCAGGAAGUCAUCAACUUUAAUAGCUGGAUUCUUCCCUGCUUUCUGUACAAACUCACUGGGACGUUGGCUAGAUUCAAAGCAUCCCAAACUCGCCACUGCCAAACCCAGAGGCAGGCUUUCAAUUCUGGACCUUUGUUCCGGAGGGUAGCCCAGGGACCACUGCACCCGAACCUCUGAGAGCAAGUUCAUGGUGCAGAUUUCCAGACCUGACCCCAGCCUCUGGACAGAGGUCCUGUGGGUUUAGCCCCCUGGAGAUCCUUAAGCACCAGUGACCAGUGUUAACAUUCAAAAUACCAGCCAUUUAUAACUCUUGCAUUUUGAGUUAGUGCUCAUAGUGUAGGUCCUGAACGAGAGCCCUGAGCACUGAGCUGUGAUUUGGGGGGUGAGGGUGUCGUAGACGAACUCUGCUUUGGGUAAAUUAUUCCAAGGGUUUUCAAAGGGCAUCAAAAACAGUCUUCCAUUUUAGUCAUGUUUCAUUAAACAAAGCUAGAAAGGCUGGUUAAUCCUGGCCUUUAAUCCUGGCUACUCGGGAGGCAGAGACAGGAGGAUCACGUUCAAAGCCUGUUUGGGAAAUGGAGUGAGUUCAAGGUCAGCUCUGGCAGUUUUCUUAGGUCUUAUCUCAAGGAUUUUUGAAAGUGGUGGUAGCUCAGUGGUUGACGCUUGCUUCACAUGUGUGAGCCCUAGGUUCUCUCCCUACUCUUGGAAAACAAACAAAACUGGGAAAAUCAGAGGAUGAGAACUAAGGACGUGCGUCACAGGAGUAGAGCAUUUACCCAGCAUUGCCAAGGAAAAAGAAAAAGAAAAACAAUUAUUCCCCCAGUCUACCUGCUGUAAUCCCUAUAAUUACCCAAUUUAAAUUAUUCUCCCUUCCUCCCCCUGUUUUUUGUUCGUCUGUUUUUUUUUUAGACACGAUCUUGCUGGGUAUCCCUAGCGGAUCUGGAAAUUGCUGUGUAGACCUUAAAUUUGUGGUGAUUUUUCCUGCCUCUGCCUCCCACAUUCUGGAAUUACAGGCAUGCGCCACCAUACCCAGCCUUCAUUUUCAUUCUCGAGUUUCCUAGAGGCUAUGGUAAGAAGAGAAGCAAGUCGGGCCUUUAUCUCUUUCAUCAGCCGAUCAGGAUCGCUCCCAGAGACAAACCAAUAUGGAACCUGAGGUCUCUUUAAAGACCCUGGAGCUGAUUGGUGUAAUACCAGGUUAGCCCAAGAUGAGACGAGUUUUCCAGAAGAUGAUUUACAAAAUAAUAAACUGCCACCAGUUUGAAUGACUUUGGCCAAAUCACAUGGCUAGUCUAUGCCUCAGUUUCCCCAGCUAUAACGUGGUGGUUGUGGAGAAGACCAAAUACAUGAUGCCUGUUCCUUUAAGAAAAGCUGAUG